AUGGAUCAAUCCAGUGAGCGUGCAACAAAUUUGAUUGCCGCCAUAAAACCAUAUAUUCAUUAUGUUGUACUACCUGUCGGCCUUUACGCUGCUAAUCGUUUCUUUCGUUUUCUGAUACCUGGGCCACAGCACCGCUCGAAACUUGAUCUGCGUGAUCGUGCUGUAUUAAUCACUGGAGCCAGUUCGGGUCUUGGUCGAGAAUUAGCGAUUUGUUUUUAUCGAAGAGGUGCUAAAGUGAUUUUAACAGCACGCAGUAUUGAUAAGCUGAAGGAACUCUGUGAAGAGCUAAAAUCAUUGCAAGAUGUUAUCAAUAAUAAUGAACCAGUUUAUAAAUACCUGGAUAUUACCGAUCCAAAUGGCGUUGUAGAACUUGUCUCGUUUGCCAUCAAUCAGCGGAUUGAUGUUCUUAUUAAUAAUGCAGGUUUAAGCAUGCGUGGAAGUUGCAAAGAUACGCCUGUGGAUGUGCAUCGGCAGGUAAUGGAAGUUAAUUACUUUGGUCACGUUGCAAUAACUAAAGCACUGCUUGAUUAUAUUCCGGAAGAUGGAGCAAUUGUAUAUAUAAGCAGCGUACAAGGUCGCAUUGCUGUACCAUAUCGAAGUUCUUAUUCAGCUAGUAAACACGCUGCUCAGGCUUUCUUCGAUUGUUUACGGACUGAAGAACGAUUUAAGACGCAGAUUCUCGUUGUAAGUGCGACUUAUUUGAAUACAGGUUUUGGACGUCGCGCGCUUACUACCGAAGGUAAACCGAUGGAUAAGGAUGAUCUUAACCAAGCAAAUGGGCUCACACCGAGUUAUGCGGCUGAAUGCAUCAUAAAUGCUCUCAUAAAUCGAAACACAGAAUUGAUUCUUGCACCAUUAAGCCAUCGUUUUGCUAUCUUUCUGCGUUGGUUCUGCCCUACCCUUUUCUUUUAUAUCAUGUACCGCAGAGGUCUUAAAGAUAAAAGCGUUAAAAAUAAGUAA
Messenger RNA from Brugia pahangi, 960 nucleotides. The record is from the annotation of a GenBank genome assembly. NCBI's taxonomy places the organism in Eukaryota, Metazoa, Nematoda, Chromadorea, Rhabditida, Onchocercidae.